Messenger RNA from Symbiodinium sp. CCMP2592, 522 nucleotides. The record is from the annotation of a GenBank genome assembly. Lineage: Eukaryota; Dinophyceae; Suessiales; Symbiodiniaceae.
AUGAGCGCAUUUACUAUGUUCGAUGAGUAUUUCUUGAAGGACCUGGGAACUGAUCAGGCAAUCUGGGCCGGAGAACCCGGUGGCGAGUUAAAGCGCUUCGCAGCCAAUGAACUGCGACCGGUGGGCGACGAGCUGUUUGAUCUUCGUUUCACCAUCGCGCAGAACCUUGCAGCUGUUUGCCUCAGGCGCAGUAUGUACAAGGAGGCCAUCGAGUGGGCAGAUGCCGCACUCUCCAUGGAUGGGAAGGCACCGAAGGCCCUGAUGCGUUUGGGCGCGGCUUUGCUACGAUCAGGCAAGCCAGGUCCGGCGUCGGAUCGCCUGGCAGCAGCACAGAAAGCCAUGCCAAAUGACCCCGAGGUGCGGAAACUGCUGCGCGAGGCAGAGCUAAAGCGCUCGCCAACAUGGGUUUGUGCCAACGGGUGCUGUGGUCCCUGGGGCCUCGUGUGCGGAGGUUCGAUCGCAGAGACCAUGCCUGGGGCAGCCGGGGUUUCAGUCGCAGGGAUGCACCGUAUGAUGGAAUAG